This is a messenger RNA of Emys orbicularis (European pond turtle), 6042 nucleotides long. RefSeq names its product EMAP like 5 (gene EML5). The record is from RefSeq and is a predicted model, not a curated record. The coding region runs from base 1 to 6042 and encodes 2013 amino acids. Gene Ontology annotation, molecular function: microtubule binding. Lineage: Eukaryota; Metazoa; Chordata; Testudines; Emydidae. The transcript has 45 exons.
AUGGCUGACCAGAAUGCCCCCAACAGCCACCUGCGGCUAGAGUGGGUCUAUGGCUACCGGGGUCACCAGUGCCGCAACAACCUCUACUACACGGCGGCUAAGGAGAUCGUCUACUUCGUGGCGGGGGUCGGCGUGGUCUACAGCCCCCGGGAGCACCGGCAGAAAUUCUACCUGGGGCACCAGGACGACAUAAUCAGCCUUGCUUUGCAUCCUGAACGAGUGUUGGUGGCAACAGGUCAAGUUGGAAAAGAACCAUAUAUCUGUGUUUGGGACUCAUACACUGUGCAGACUAUAUCGAUACUGAAAGAUGUUCACACACAUGGUAUAGCUUGCUUGGCAUUUGACUUAGAUGGGCAGCGUUUGGUCUCAGUGGGUCUGGAUUCAAAAAAUACAAUAUGCGUGUGGGACUGGAGAAAAGGAAAAAUGUUAUCGAUGGCUCCUGGUCAUACAGACAGGAUAUUUGAUAUUUCUUGGGAUUUGUACCAACCAAGCAAACUAGUCAGCUGUGGUGUAAAACAUAUUAAGUUCUGGAGCUUGUGUGGCAAUUCAUUGACACCAAAGCGUGGUGUUUUUGGCAAGACUGGUGAUCUCCAAACUAUACUUUGCCUAGCCUGUGCAAGAGAUGAAGUGACACAUUCUGGUGCACUUAAUGGAGAUAUAUAUGUAUGGAAAGGAAUUAAUCUCAUACGGACAAUACAAGGAGCACAUGCUGCAGGAAUUUUCAGCAUGAAUGCAUGUGAGGAGGGUUUUGCCACUGGUGGCAGGGAUGGCUGUGUUCGUCUAUGGGAUUUAAAUUUUAAACCAAUUACUGUGAUUGAUCUCAGGGAGACAGACCAGGGAUAUAAAGGUCUGUCUGUAAGAAGUGUUUGCUGGCGAGGAGACCAUAUUCUAGUUGGGACACAAGACAGUGAAAUUUUUGAGAUUGUUGUGCAUGAACGCAAUAAGCCUUUCCUGAUCAUGCAGGGGCACUGUGAAGGAGAGCUAUGGGCUCUGGCAGUCCAUCCUACAAAACCGUUGGCCAUGACUGGAAGUGAUGACCGAUCAGUCAGAAUUUGGAGCCUAAUAGACCAUGCAUUGAUUGCACGGUGCAAUAUGGAAGAACCAAUUCGCUGUGCAGCUGUUAGUACUGAUGGAAUCCAUCUUGCACUUGGAAUGAAGGAUGGCUCUUUCACUGUACUUCGAGUCAGGGAUAUGACAGAGGUUGUUCAUAUUAAAGACAGGAAAGAAGCCAUUCAUGAAUUAAAAUAUUCACCAGAUGGGACUUUCCUUGCGGUUGGCUCCAAUGACAGCUCUGUUGAUAUUUAUGGUGUUGUUCAGCGGUACAAAAAAGUUGGGGAAUGUGUUGGAUCUGUAAGUUUCAUCACUCAUAUGGACUGGUCUUCAGACAGUAAAUAUUUACAGACCAAUGAUGGCAGUGGGAAAAGACUUUUUUACAAGAUGCCAAGUGGAAAAGAAGUAACAAAUAAAGAAGAAUUAAAAGGCGUCCAAUGGGCUUCAUGGACAUGUGUUUAUGGCCUUGAAGUUAAUGGAAUCUGGCCCAAAUAUUCAGAUAUCAAUGAUAUCAAUUCUGUAGAUGGAAAUUUUAAUGGUCAAGUUUUGGUUACAGCUGAUGACUAUGGAAUAGUAAAACUAUUCCGGUAUCCUUGUUUAAGAAAAGGAGCAAAGUUUAAAAAAUAUCUUGGGCAUUCAGCUCAUGUGACAAAUGUCAGAUGGUCACAUGAUCAUCAGUGGGUUGUUUCUAUUGGUGGAGCUGAUCAUUCUGUCUUCCAGUGGAAAUUCAUUCCUGAACGGAAGCUGAAGGAUGCUAUUCACAUAGCACCCCAAGAAAGUCUGGUUGAUUCUAACAGUGAUGAAUCAGAUUCAGAUCAAUCUGAUGUUCCAGAGCUAGACUCUGAAAUUGAACAAGAGACUCAGAUCACAUACCGUCGACAGGUUUACAAAGAAGAUCUACCUCAGCUUAAAGAGCAAUGCAAAGAAAAACGAAAAAGUGCAGCUUCUAAAAGAAGAGAGAGAGCUCCAGGGAACAGUAUAAGAUUACACUUUGUCCAUGGUUACAGAGGUUAUGAUUGUCGGAGUAAUCUAUUUUACACUCAGACUGGUGAAAUUGUAUACCAUGUUGCAGCAGUGGGCGUCGUAUACAGUCGGCAGCAGAACACGCAGCGCUUUUAUCUGGGUCAUGAUGAUGACAUUCUUUGCCUUGCUAUUCAUCCCUUAAAGGACUACGUGGCAACAGGCCAGGUUGGUCGGGAUUCCUCAAUACACAUUUGGGAUACAGAGACAAUCAAACCACUGUCAGUAUUAAAGGGCUAUCACCAGUAUGGCGUUUGUGCUGUUGAUUUUUCAGCGGAUGGCAAACGCUUGGCUUCUGUUGGCAUAGAUGACAAUCAUACUAUUGUGCUCUGGGACUGGAAAAAAGGAGAGAAGCUUUCAGCAGUAAGAGGAAGCAAAGAUAAGAUUUUUGUUGUUAAAAUUAAUCCUUAUAUGCCUGAUAAACUGAUAACAGCUGGAAUUAAACACAUGAAAUUCUGGCGUAGAGCAGGGGGAGGACUGAUUGGGAGAAAGGGUUGCAUAGGUGCAAUGGGAAGAACUGAUACAAUGAUGUGUGCAGUAUACGGCUGGACUGAAGAGAUGGCAUUCUCUGGAACUUCCACUGGGGAUGUGUGUAUCUGGAGAGAUUUGUUUCUUAUAAAAACUGUCAAAGCACAUGAUGGUCCAGUAUUUAGCAUGCAUGCAUUAGAAAAAGGAUUUGUAACUGGUGGAAAGGAUGGGGUUGUGGCUCUCUGGGAUGACACCUUUGAACGCUGUCUCAAAACCUAUGCCAUCAAACGAGCUGCUUUGGCCCCUGGCUCUAAAGGUCUCCUCUUAGAAGACAACCCUUCUAUACGUGCCAUAUCGUUAGGACAUGGUCAUAUUUUAGUGGGCACAAAGAAUGGGGAAAUACUGGAGGUGGAUAAAAGUGGACCAAUAACUCUGCUGGUUCAGGGUCACAUGGAAGGGGAAGUUUGGGGUCUAGCCACCCAUCCUCAUUUACCUAUUUGUGCCACUGUAAGUGAUGACAAAACCUUAAGAAUAUGGGAUCUAUCUCCUAGCCAUUGUAUGUUAGCUGUUCGCAAAUUGAAAAAGGGGGGCAGAUGUUGCUGCUUUUCUCCUGAUGGAAAGGCAUUGGCUGUAGGUCUCAAUGAUGGAAGUUUCUUGAUGGUGAAUGCAGACACUCUGGAGGAUCUAGUCUCCUUCCACCACAGGAAGGAUGUUAUUUCAGAGAUUAGAUUUUCUCCUGGUGCUGGAAAAUACUUAGCAGUGGCAUCCUGUGACAGCUUUGUAGACAUCUACAAUGUAAUGAGCAGUAAGCGAGUAGGAAUCUGCAAGGGCGCCUCCAGUUACAUAACACACAUGGACUGGGACAUCAGAGGAAAGCUUUUACAAGUCAACACUGGUGCUAAAGAGCAGCUGUUCUUUGAAGCUCCUCGUGGGAAAAGACAGACAAUUCCAAGUUUGGAGGUUGAAAAGAUUGGCUGGGCAUCAUGGACAAGUGUUCUGGGCUCUUGCUGUGAAGGAAUCUGGCCAAUAAUUGGGGAAGUCACAGAUGUAACUGCUUCAUGCCUCACCAGUGAUAGUAAAGUCUUGGCCACAGGAGAUGAUUUUGGGUUUGUGAAACUUUUCCGAUUCCCUGCUAAAGGAAAGUUUGGAAAAUUUAAGAGGUAUGUGGCCCAUAGUACGCAUGUAACAAAUGUUCGUUGGACUCAUGAGGACAGUUUGUUGGUCACUGUCGGUGGGGCAGACACCUCUCUAAUGCUGUGGACCUAUGAGAUGGAGGGACAUCGAGAGAGCAGGCAGUGUGAUAGUGAAGAAUCUGAUCUAGAUUCUGAGGAAGAUGGAGGUUAUGACAGUGAUGUGACACGAGAAAAUGAAAUUAAUUACACCAUCAAAGCCUUAUCAACAAACAUCAGACCAAUGUUUGGAAUUAAGCCUCAUCUGCAACAAAAGGAGCCAUCACUAGAUGAAAGGCAAGGGGUAGUAAGAGGUUCCAGACCACCAGUUAGUAGGGCACUGCCACAGCCUGAAAAACUUCAGACAAAUAACGUUGGCAAAAAAAAGAGACCAAUAGAGGUCCAAUGUCACCCCACCCCACAAAUGUGUCUGAGCCACAGCUUUCUCCAGAGUCUAUCAGUUACAGAAACAGCACAUUCAGCCUAUGUGGUAUGGAGUCCCUCUUGGGAUCUAGUAUUGGAGCUGGUAUUUGGGUACCGAGGCAAGGACUGCAGGAACAAUGUUCACUAUCUGAAUGAUGGUGCUGAUAUAAUUUAUCAUACUGCAUCUGUUGGGAUUCUAUAUAACGUGGCAACAGGCUCUCAGUCUUUUUACCAGGAACAUAAUGAUGAUAUUCUGUGCCUCACUGUAAAUCAGCACCCCAAGUUUACCAACCUUGUGGCAACUGGCCAAGUAGGAGACUCAGCAGAUAUGUCAGCUACAGCUCCUUCUAUCCACGUGUGGGAUGCAAUGAACAAACAGACACUAUCUGUACUGCGAUGCUACCAUUCAAAGGGAGUUUGUUCAGUCAGUUUCAGUGCCACUGGCAAACUUCUCCUCUCUGUAGGGCUGGAUCCUGAACACACCAUUACCAUUUGGAAGUGGCAGGAAGGUGCCAAAAUUGCCAGCAGAACUGGUCAUAACCAACGUAUAUUUGUAGCAGAAUUCAGACCGGAUUCAGAUACCCAGUUUGUUUCAGUGGGAGUAAAACAUGUGAGGUUCUGGACCCUUGCUGGAAGAGCUCUUCUCAGUAAAAAAGGGCUACUGAGUUCAAUAGAAGAUGCCCGGAUGCAGACCAUGCUAUCUGUAGCUUUUGGAGCUAAUAACUUGACAUUUACAGGUACCAUCAGUGGAGAUGUUUGUGUUUGGAAAGAUCAUGUAUUGGUACGAAUUGUGGCCAAAGCUCACAAUGGGCCUGUGUUCACAAUGUACACUACACUAAGAGAUGGUCUAAUCGUAACAGGAGGCAAAGAAAGACCAUCAAAGGAAGGAGGGGCUGUUAAACUAUGGGAUCAGGAGCUGAAGCGAUGUCGUGCCUUCAGAUUGGAAACAGGACAGAUGACUGACUGUGUUCGUUCUGUGUGUAGAGGCAAAGGGAAAAUUCUUGUUGGGACAAGGAAUGCUGAAAUAAUUGAAGUUGGAGAGAAAAAUGCAGCAUGUAACAUUCUAAUUAAUGGUCAUAUGGAUGGACCUAUCUGGGGACUGGCUACACAUCCUUCAAGAGAUUUUUUCCUUUCUGCUGCAGAAGAUGGGACAGUGAGACUCUGGGACAUUGCUGAAAAGAAGAUGCUGAACAAAGUCAGUUUGGGACAUGCAGCUCGGACUGUUUCUUACAGCCCCGAGGGGGACAUGGUGGCUAUUGGCAUGAAAAAUGGAGAAUUUAUUAUCUUGCUGGUGACCUCUCUAAAAAUAUGGGGGAAAAAAAGGGACAGAAGAUCUGCUAUCCAAGACAUAAGGUUCAGUCCAGAUUCUCGUUACUUAGCAGUGGGUACUAGUGAGAAUGCAGUGGAUUUUUAUGACUUGACAUUGGGCCCCACGCUAAAUCGAGUUAGCUACUGCAAAGAUAUCCCAAGCUUUGUUAUCCAGAUGGACUUCUCUGCAGAUAGCCGUUUUCUCCAGGUCUCUACUGGGUCUUACAAAAGACAGGUCUAUGAAGUGCCUUCGGGAAAACAGCUUAUGGACCAGGCAGUGAUUGACAGAAUAACAUGGGCCACUUGGACCAGUAUUCUAGGGGAUGAAGUAGUUGGAAUCUGGUCCAGGCAUGCUGAGAAAGCUGAUGUGAACUGUGCCUGUGUCUCUCACUCUGGAAUCAGCCUUGUAACAGGCGAUGACUUUGGCAUGGUCAAGCUGUUUGACUUUCCAUGUCCUGAAAAAUUUGCAAAACACAAGCGAUUUUUAGGUCACUCGGCCCAUUUGACUAAUAUUCGAUUUACAAGUGGGGAUAAAUACGUUGUCAGCGCUGGAGGGGAUGACUGCAGCUUAUUUAUCUGGAAAUGUGUGCAUAUGCUUCAUUAA